CACUUUGAACACAUUUUACAUGCCAGAAGUCACAAACACGACGAAUUCAAAAACACAAUGCAACGUCAAAUAUUCAAAAUAGAUUUAAGCCAUUUCCAUCAAUUAGUAGCGACUAGUUGUGAUUUAUAUAAAGAUGAAUUUACCGGACGGCAAGCAGUUAGUACGUGAAAGUUCCGGCAAACUUGAAGAGCCACUUUGUAGUAAACGAAAAAUGGGUUUGCACGCGAAAUUAGCGUGGAUCGCAUUGUCUUUUUGUCUGGGUUUGAUUGCUUUGGCCCACUGUAUACCGGUUGAAGUCGUCUAUACCGGUGAAGGCUGUGACUGCCCAUCGAAAUUGGACUUUUCCGUGAAUGUGCCGAGGGUUGCGAAAUCAAGGAAAUGUCAUACGCCCUAUGAAUACGGUUAUAAAGUGGAAGAACCGCGUCAAACAAAGACGAAAGUUUUAUACAGUAUUGAUUUCUCGGUCGAAGAACCACGCCCACCGAAACCUACUAAGCCAUCCAAAUUGAAUUUAUAUGCCAAGGUUGAUCGUGUAGCGAUCAGUAAGGGCGAUUGUGAAGAUAGCUAUGCCGCGUCAUCUGCGCCGUCCACCUGCCGUUGUGGACAAUGCGGCAUCUCCAAGCCGUCCUAUAGGUACGUAUUUAACGAUAUGGCCACUCCAUCACUACCCUGCAAAUGUCGGCGACCGAACUGCAAAUGCAAUCUGAGUCGUACGCAAUCAACUCCAUUCUCACCAAAUGCGAUUUUUAUGGGUAAACCAUUUAGUGAUUUCAUGUCAGAGCCAAUGCCUCUAGCAAAUGGCUGUGGUGAAGGAGAUGAUGGAUACGUCAAUAACGGCAGUGGCGGUGCGGAGGUUGGCGCUGUUAAUAUACGACGUAAACGCGAUUUGCAUCGCACCCUCUUCGGAUCACGCAAGGCUACUAAGGAGCGACCGAGUCGUUUUGUAAAAUUAUAUCACAAGAAUUUAUCUGAAACACCACGCCGUUUAUUCGACUUUGAGGAACAGAGCAAUAGACAACAACGCCGUCAACAACAGCAAAGCACACAGAAGAAACCGAAACGUAAGGCGAAGAAGCCACGAUACACACAUCCACGCUCACGUCUUGUGAAGCGUGACAUUAAGGGUGAGUACGAACUGCUAGAAAAGGAACGUGAGCAGAUGGAUCUGACAUUGCCUGAAAUCAUACAAUUUAUGCCCGAAACAUUGCAGCCCAAUUUUAAAAGGGGUCAAUGUUACUUCGGUUGCGGUACACAGCACUCCCAUCAGAUCACGUCAACCGAAAAUAACCCCAGCAAGUACACCAGGCCAAACAGCAAUCCAAACAGCUCCUCGGAAUACAGCACGCUAAGUCAUGAAAUCAACACAGACCAACCGGACAGUACUAUCACAUAUACCGAUACAAAUACCAGCAAAGGAGACAACAUGGGCAUAAAUGUGGAUAUGGAUUCGAACGAAGAAACAGAUGUGGAAAGUACACGGCCGAAACAGAGUGAAAAGGAGACCACGAUUCAAGACAGCCUUCUCAAAGAAAGCAAUGACUCUAUAGCAGAAAAUUCCAUCAGGUCUUCAUACAAAAAACGCAAUGCAGCUAACUAUUACAGCGGUAGAUCAACGUCAACGUCUGAGUCAGCUUACCCCGCAUUACAAAAGAAAAGAGCUUAUCGCGCACAUUCGCCAACAACGCCACCAAUUUCCACUAACCCAAAUUAUAAGUCGCCACAACAGUCAUACCAAAAAAUUGUCAAUUCAGCAGCGCCACAACAUGCCAAACUGAUGUACCAAUUACCAACAACAGCGCAACAUUACAUUUACGAUUAUUUGGGUCGCAAUUAUUUAGAAAAUAAUGGCGAAUUGCAUGGAAAGACCACGAUAAUAUCGGUACCAGAUCCACUGGACCACAAUGCUACACCAUUGCGCUAUGCUGGCGAUUUGGAAGAACCACCACAAACCUACUCCAGUCACCCAUAUGAUGCGACGCCUUCAGUUCACACCCAAAACUAUCCAGUGCAACAUAUUACUGACCAACAGUUAGAUAAGAUAAUUACCGACAUCAUUUAUAGACAUCCAGAAUUUAUAGACGCUACAAAACACUAUGGUGGCGCGUUAGUAGAUCCGGAGCCAUGGCAAGAGCAAGAAACAAUAUCAUUUUUUAAGAAGCUCAUCGACGGCCGUCUAAGCCUGUGGUUUGACCAGGAGGAUACCUACAAUCCACAGCAACAUAGUACAAGCUAUUACAGUAAUAUGCAUGAUUACGCUAUACCGCAGCUGCACGACCUCCUACCGCCGCUGCUGUAA
This is a messenger RNA of Bactrocera latifrons, 2296 nucleotides long. RefSeq lists its product as uncharacterized. The record is from RefSeq and is a predicted model, not a curated record. NCBI's taxonomy places the organism in Eukaryota, Metazoa, Arthropoda, Insecta, Diptera, Tephritidae. The coding region runs from base 134 to 2296 and encodes 720 amino acids. The transcript has 3 exons.